Myotis brandtii (Brandt's bat) is the source of this 3309-nucleotide messenger RNA. RefSeq names its product interleukin 6 receptor (gene IL6R). The transcript is spliced from 10 exons. NCBI's taxonomy places the organism in Eukaryota, Metazoa, Chordata, Mammalia, Chiroptera, Vespertilionidae. Bases 16 to 1383 code for a protein of 455 amino acids. The record is from RefSeq and is a predicted model, not a curated record. Gene Ontology annotation, biological process: cytokine-mediated signaling pathway. Gene Ontology annotation, cellular component: external side of plasma membrane; membrane. Gene Ontology annotation, molecular function: cytokine receptor activity; protein binding.
ACACACUUACAACUCAUGCCUAGAGAACGGGCACUGUUGAUCGAGGCCGCCUGUGCUUCAGAGGUGGAGAGCGAUGUGCUGACCAGCAGGCCCGGCGCCAACGUCACCCUGACCUGCCCCGGCGGGAAACCGGGAGACAAUGCCACGGUUCACUGGGUGCUCGGGAACCCGGCGACGGUCUCGAGCCACGACAGAUGGGCUGGUUGGGGGAGGAGGCUGCUCCUGAGGUCCCUGCAGCUCAACGACUCCGGGAACUAUUCGUGCUACCGGGACGGCCUCCCGGCUGGGACCGUGCGCCUGCUGGUGGAGGGUCCCCCCGAGGAGCCCAAGCUCUCCUGCUUCCGGAAGAGCCCCAUCAGCAAUGUCAUCUGCGAGUGGAGCCCUCAGAGCCCGCCCUCCCGGGGCACCAGGGCCAUGUUGUUGGUGAGGAAGCUCCAGCAUGGUCCGUCGGAAGACUCCCAGGAGCCGUGCCAGUAUUCCCUGGAGUCCCAGAAGUUCUCCUGCCAGCUGGCCGUCCCCGAGGGAGACAACUCUUUCUACAUCGUGUCCCUGUGCGUCGCCAACAGUGCUGGCGGCCAGUCCAGCAGACCCCACACAUUUGAGGGUUACGGAAUCCUGCAACCUGACCCACCCGUCAACAUCACGGUCACCGCCGUGGACCGAAACCCCCGCUGGCUCACUGUCACCUGGCGAGACCCGCCCUCCUGGAACUCAUAUUUCUACAGGCUGCAGUUCGAGCUGCGAUACCGGGCGGAACGGUCCAAGACAUUCACCACGUGCAUGGUCAAGGAGCUGCAGUAUCGCUGCACCAUCCGUGAUGCCUGGAGUGGCAUGAGGCACGUGGUGCAGCUGCGCGCCCGGGAGGAAUUUGGGCACGGCCUGUGGAGCGAGUGGAGCCAGGAGGUCCUGGGCACCCCCUGGACAGAACCCACGAGUUUUUCAACUGCGACCACGGUGGAGGUGUCUUCCAUGAAGGCACCUACUACCAACGGAGACGAUGACAACAUCUCCUCGAACUAUCCUGCCAAUACGACAAGCUUCCCAGUGCAAGAGCCUCCAGUACCCCUGUACACAUUCCUGGUGGCUGGAGGAAGCCUGGCCUUCGGAACGCUCCUCUGCAUUGGCGUUGUCCUGAGGUUCAGGAAGACGUGGAAGCUGCAGGCCCUGAAAGAAGGCAAGACGAGCAUGCACCCGCCGUAUUCUUUGGGACAGCUGGUCCCCGAGAGGCCGAAGCCCACCCCGGUGCUGGUCCCCCUCAUCUCCCCGCCGGUGUCCCCCAGCAGCCUGGGGUCGGAUAACACCUCGAGGCACAGCCAACCCCAGGCCAGCGGCCCACAGAGCCCGUAUGACAUCAGCAACAGAGACUACUUCUUCCCCCAGUAGCUGGCUGGCUGGCUGGCGCCUGGCGGGCUGGGGUGUCAGACCUGCUGAAAUGUGUGGAUGACAAAGCACAAGCAGCUUCUCACCGUCGUUUCAGCUCAUCUCAGGUGCGUGGGCCUCUGGCUGCGCGGUCACCGAGGGGCCUCACAGCAGGUUCUACGCUGGGUGAGCACAGGUGUGCCGGCCUGUUCCGAAGGAAGAGGUGGUUGCGUUUUUGAACCCCUCUUCCCCACCGCCCUGCCUGCAGGGGUUCCAAUGAACGCGGGCCCCGUGCAGGGAGCGCUGUCGAGUCCCCUGGACACUCGGGUGGGCAGAGCCGGGCGUCUGCGGAGGCCUCGGACCCUGGGCUUCGUAUGGACAAGCUGCCGGUCCCCGGCUCACCUGACCUGGCUCCACACGCCGCACCCUCAGGAGGUGGGAUGGACUCCAGCCAAAGACACCCCCCACCCUGAGUCGCCUAUCUCCUGGCCCACUGCACAGGUUCACCUUCUAGCUCAAACUCUUGCAGCCCAAGUGCCUUUGCAAUUCAGUUUCUUCGGUCGCCCAGGCUGGGGGAGCUCCCGACUGCCUUUGCUCUCCUCCCCACGCUGGAUACAGCUGAGGGGGCGAGAAUAGCAUCUCAGGACCAGGUGGUUUGAAGGGGAGUUGCAGUGAGCUCCUCGCUAGCGUUCUGCUCAAUGUGAAUGUUAACCCUCAGCACCUGCUGAACCCGGAAGCCACUGCACUGACUCAGUUUCCCUCUCUGGAUCCCAGGGCUUCAGGAGGAGAGAAGCAGAGAGCAAGUAGGGGCGUGGGGACAGGGUCUGAAAACCACUAUUCUCCCUCCUUGCCCUCCGCCCCCCAAAAGGAGAACGGCAUUGGGGGAGGGCUCCCGCCAUUGCGGGGAGACCAAACUGUUGGACUCAGAAUGUUAAUUUAGUUUUCACCUGAGCCUGAGUACAGAGGAGGGAACAUAUUCAUGUGAAAAGACAGAAGAACCCGGCAAGAAUGUAUGUGAAUUUGGUCUUUAAAGAAGGGCUGAUUGUUUUUCCCUGAGAGCCUGGAAGGUUCCGUGCUAGCUGGGGGUCUGUAGGUAAAUAACUCGGGGAGAAGCCGUCACUCUGUUUGGCACAAACCUGAGUCAGAUGGGAAAGAGGAGGAGAAAAAAAGAAUGAUUUCCCCCUCUUAGAGAAGAGACUCUGGUUUCAUUCUAAAUUUUGUUUUUUGUCUUAAAAGUGAAAGAAAUUGCCCGCUUCUCUAAUUUAAGGGAAGAGCAGCUGGUGACUGCUCCCCCCGGCGGUGGGGAAGGCCCUGGUGUCCAGCUUCCGGGCUGGUGUUGGGAAGUGGCCUCCCACGGCUACCAAGCAAGGUCAGUUGCCAAUCCCCCACCCCUGACAGCCAGGAGCCCUGGUUAUCCGGGGGCAGGGGGUUCAUGCCCCCCCCCCCAUGCCUUCCUUUUCUUCUUUAGUUCCUUGAAUGUGAUUCAGUUCAGCUAAAUGUCUAGCCGUGACUCUGAGACUCUCCCACUUCAGCUCACUUUUCUGUCCGGGCUUUGGAAGUUCAGUGAUGAGAGGGGUUCCCCAGACAAGUGCCCUCCAGCAGCACGGGGUGUCCCGGAAUGAGGCUGUGAUUCAAAUCUGUUGGGUAACCGAGGACCAAAAAUUUUACCAACCACACAACCUGUUCUAGGAGCCGGCCCUUUCGGAAAAACAGCCACCAGCACCAGGCAGGUGGCAAAGGAUGACCGUGACCAUGCCUUGUGUUUGCUGUUUGCUGGGUUCACACUGUUACUAUGUUGGGCAAGUGGUGAUUUUCAUUGCUGGUUUUGACUCACGUUUCAGACCCCAGUGCUGCCUUAGGCAACUCUCGUAAGUUUGACGGAAGGCAGGCAGGUGUGUGUGUGUGUGUGUUUCUUUGAGGACGGCAAAAAUGCUGUUAAAGGGAAAUAUU